AUGUCCGCCCAGCCGAGCUUGCAGCUCGACACCGCCUCGCUCCGCCCGUCCGCUACCUCCGCUUCCACCAGACCAUCCCCUAUCGGCGCGCCGGCGCUCACUACCUUCCCUAAUCCCUUUUCCGACGAGCCCGAGCCUGGGAUCAUACCGUCUUUCCUCUCAAAGGUCAAAUCGACAUUCUCAGCGGCUACUGUCACGGCUCCCUCGGUACCCCCUGCGGCUGCGAAGGGUGCAGAUAGGGGUCCUUUGUCUCUCCUCAAAGAGAGCGAUGAGGGUUCCGGUUCGAGAAGCGCCAGUGGAGGAGGAGGAGGAGGCGCCAUGGCGGCCGCAUCCACAGGUGGUUGUGCGCCAGUGCAAACGGAGGCACAGCGUAUAGUCGCAGAAGCAAAAGAGAUGGCGUCCUCGGGGAAGCAGGCGAAACCUGUACCGAUCAUGGGACCCCCUCCGACUAUCGGGAACACGGAAGGACCAUCCCCUCGAGGCAGUCGUCAGUCGCUCAACUCGUCGGAAACACCCCUAUCCCCUCAGCGCGGACAGAGCGGCUCGAGAUCGCUCAGACCACCUCCUCUCGCCCCUUCAUCACGUAGCGGCUCGUCCCGCCCACCAUCCCUCACACCCAGCGCCCCAUCUAUGGGUCCCGGAAGGCGUCUCGUACCUCCCGGGGAGCGGCAGUGGCGCCCAGCCGGUGCUGCCCCGGCUCAAGUGACAGUCUCGCCCGUCACGAGCCUGACUACCACCGUACAAUCUUCCGGAAACGCCGAAGCAGGUCCCAGCGCCGCUCCAGCACAACAACGUGCCGCCCUUCGUGCGCACUUUGGGCUACAAUCGGCCGUCACUCCCUCGGUUGCCCAUUCUCCGGGAUUCCGGAAACAUGCCCAUCGCGACUCGCUUAGCAGUCUCCGUCCGCGGCGUUCAUCAUUCGCGACUAUCCCGGACUCGCCCUCGUCGGUCUCGCUUUCGGCGAUGGUGCAUAACGCGGAAAUCAAUCAGAACAUGUCGUACGUGCCGGGCUUCCCGCUAGGGCAGGACGACACGAGGAGUAUCAGGAGUAUGGGGAUGGUCAAGAAGACGAAUAGUGUCAGUCGAAUCAUUAGGCGGAUCAGAGGAGAGGGAUUGAGCAAGCAUUACUGGAUGGCGGAUGAGCAUUGCAAGGAAUGCUAUGACUGCAAGUCGGUCUUCACUGCGUGGCGCCGGAAACACCAUUGUCGGAUAUGCGGUCAAAUCUUCUGCAGUCGCUGCGCAUCCAACAUCAUCGGCGCCAGGCGUUUCGGUCAAGAAGGAGCAGUACGAGUCUGCAAUCUCUGCCUAAAGAUUAUGGAGGAGUACCGCGACGACGAUGAUGACGACCGUCACUCUAUCGCUUCUAUGGCUACCUCGGCCCGCAUGCCCAGCAUGUCGGACCGGGCCUUCCUAGACGCCGCCAUGUCCCCAGACAUGUCCCUCGCCAAGUCUCCCUUCGCGGCCAGUCAGCUCUUCUCGACCAAUCCGGACGACACGCUCGGGGCAAUCGAAGAAGGCGUAGCGACAGGCUGGGGCGUAGAGAGUCAAGCGGCUCAUCGGCCGUACUCGCCAGAAGGGUCAGAAGAGGAGGAUGAGGGGAUAUGGACGAUGAGGCCAAAUACAGCCAUCCCUUUCAGGCGGCCAAUGGAGGAGGAUCAGAAGGACGUGUCGCAGCCGGGAUCCGAAACGGCAUCGCUCAAUGCGCCGUUUGACGAUUCCUCGUCCCCGUCCACGCCGGUCGUGGAGAGCUCGGAAGAGGGGGCGAUGAGCGGCGGAGUGGACGAGUCGCCGUUUCCGAGGUCGGAUACGAUGUCGAGCGAUGGAGGGGAUCGGACGGCGUUGAGUAGGGUGGACUCGAAUCUGCCUUUGAUCGGGCUGCGGAGCAGAUUGAGCUCGCGGACUAGUCAAGGAGGAUUGACGGCUUUGAUUGAUGAGAGAGGGGAUGGGCUAUGGCGAGCGAGGUCAAACUCUGUUGUGAAACGACCAGAAAUCAUAGCCGGAAGCAGUCUUCACCACUUUCACCUCAUGCUGGAACAAGCGAUCGUCCGCUCCGGCCUCGACAACGCCUCAGAAUGGCAUCAGACCCUGAGCGAGGUCCUUCUCAAGGUAUCUUCGCAUAUCCGGCCAAACGUGCGCGCUGGGGACUUUAUCGACGUCCGUGCAUACGUCAAGAUCAAAAAGGUUCCAGGCGGGAAGAUCAGCGACUCGGAAUAUGUCGACGGGAUUGUCAUCUCCAAGAACGUCGCUCAUAAGGCUAUGGCCCGGCGCCUCGUCAAUCCCCGCAUCAUGAUUGUUACUUUCCCCCUCGACUACCAUCGGAUCGAACACCAGUUCAUGUCCCUCGACCCCAUCAUGGCGCAGGAGAAGGACUAUCUCCGCCUCCUGACUCGGCGAAUCAUCGACGUUCGGCCACAUAUCGUGCUCGUCGAGCGCUCGGCAUCCAGGUUGGCGCUGGACCACCUCCUCGAGGCGGGCAUCGCCGUUGCGAGGAGUGUCAAGCUGUCGGCCAUCCAUCAGGUCGCACGAUGCACCCAGGCGGAUGUCGUGGCGUCGAUGGACAGGCUGGCGCUCGAGCCGAGACUAGGGCGGUGCUCUGAGUUCCGGAUCCAGUCGUUCGAUCACGACCUCAUACCCGGACGGCGGAAGACACUUAUGCGGUUCGAGGGGUGUCAGCAGGAGUAUGGAUGUACCAUCAUUCUUCGGGGAGGGGACUUGCCGACUUUGCGCAAGGUCAAAGUCAUUGCGGACUUUAUGGCCUUUGUGGUGUAUCAACUCAAGAACGAGGUGAUUCUCUACUCGGACGAACACAAUAUCCUACCUAUCCGCCCUCCCCUUUCUACAGAGUAUCAGCAGCUCCUCGCCAGGCUCGCAGAGAAAGACAUCCUUGGUCCCGCUCAUUCCAAGGAGAGCACCCUCACCAUUGGCAAGGCGGACUCGCCUACCACACCUAGCCUGGAUAGGGUCGAGGCGCAAGAGGAGGACAAAGAGCUGGAGCGGAGAGAGGCGGGAAUGCAAACGAGGGAAAUCGCCAUGUCGCUCGAGCCAUACUUGACGACCAUCCUCUCGGCGUCGGUCUCGAUCCGAUUUCCGCCGCCGGUCCCACUCGCCAAGAUGGCGGAGCUGGAUCGGGACCUGACGGUGCUGCGUAGGAGGCGGGAUGAGGACGAGGCGAAGCAGAUCCUGCAGGAGGAGACUAAGGAAACGGUCAAAAUAUCGGUUCCUCCGGUGCUGGACAUCGACAUGUCAGGGACGGGGGCGACUGCGCCGGACACAUCGGCAUCCGCCAUCACGGAGAAGGAUGCCGGAAGCACCAUCCAGAUCCCGGUCGGCAAGGGUCGGGCGCGAGACCCAUACCGGGUACUUCGGAAGCCCGAGGAGAUCAGCCGAGAGUCGGCUCUCGCGCAGGUCGAGCACGACCACGCUGAGCAGAUCAAGCUGUGGCAGUGGUACACUCGGCGUCAUACGGGUCCGCUCCGGCCGGAAGACCAUCAGGGUAUCGUCUACCUGUACUCGCUCGGCUGCGAAGGCGGAGAGCGGCCCUGCGUCGAGCCAAAGCUGGAGCAUAUCAACUUUUACCAGCCGGACGACCUUACUGUUGGUCAGUUCCUCGAACAACUAGCGGCGGACGCUGUCAAGCGGUGCCCUAGCAAAACAUGCGAGCGGCUCCAGCUCUUCCAUUUCCGGCUGCUUGUCCACGGCGACCGUCGGCUUCAGCUGGCAAUGGACCAGUUCCCCUGUCCCUCUCCCGGCGACGAGGACCGGAUCAUCACCUGGAGCUACUGCCGUCUCUGCGCAACCCCCUCGCCCACUACCAUCAUGCGGGAUGAGACGUGGAAGAUGUCCUGGGGCGCCUAUCUGGAGCACUGUUUCUACCCUCCCGAGACUCCUGCUGGCUUCUCGUGCCCGCACGACGCGUACCGUGAUCAGAUCCGGUACUUUGCCCAUCGCAACCUCGCCAUUCGGAUCCAUAACGAAAAUAUUGACGUCUACGAGCCGGUCCGGCCGAGCAUCACCCUCCAGACCAAACCGGAAACCAAGGUUCUGCUCAAGAACCAAGAGUACGAGAGUAUACUACAAAAGAAUACGGCGUACUUUGAUUCAGUCCUCUUUCGCCUCCGGGCAUUCGACUAUGAUAUCUGCCAGCCGGAGAAGGUCGGCUCGCUUCGCGCGGCGCUGGAGGGCAUGCUUUCGCGCGCGGUAGCGGACCGGGAGGAGCUCGUCACGCUUCUCAACAGGACAUACAAGUUGACGCCCAUGACGGAUGUCCUCGCGCUCAAUACGGUACUUCGGACACUGCAGGACAAGGUCGUGCAGUGGGACUCGGACUUUGCCGAUAUCGAAAAGACCUUCCUACCCUCCGAGAAGGAUCUACGGCGGAUGACGGCCACGCAUCUCAAGCGGCUGUUUGCGGCGCAGGAUGGGUACUCGACUCUCGAUCGAAGCGUCAUGGGGUCGACGGUAUCAGAAGGGGACGAGAAGGAGGGCAAGUCGGUACUGGGAGACGAGGUGUCGCUCGGUUCUGGCGCGUCUACGCCGGCGGAGAUGGAUACUGGGCUGUUGGCGCCCCCAUCAGAGGGUAGCGCCAUGAGCUCAGCGUCGUCCUCUCCCAGCGAUGGGAUGACGCCUAUGAAUGUCGUCAUGGCGACGACUCGAAACCCCCUGUCCCAGCCGUCCACGCCGGAUACGGAUGAUACCGACUCGGACUCGACUAUCGGGGCCAAGCAUAAAACGGCGCUACCACGUCCCUCCCCGAGCUACGGGCUGGGGAUCGAGUCGAGCGAGAUGGACAGUGACUACUUUGUUUCCAGACUGCCUAGGCGGACAAAGCCGGCUGCAAGCAUUGCCGACCUCGUCAAGCGAUUCCAGGAGACGUCCGCCCAGUUUGAAGCGAGCGAGGAGGUCCAAGCGGAGCGGCCCCGGUCUUCUGCUUCUCUUCGGCGAAGCCAGCGUCGUCAAGCUGUCGAGCCUUCGGACACGGAUGAUGCGCCUGCUGCCCGUCCUCGUCUACGGAGAGGCAAAACCGAACAGCUUCCUGCCCGCCACCGUGAUGGCGCGCGGUCCGGUCUCGCCUCGGACGGUGAUCGGAGCUACGCCCAUCAUGCAGCUCGUAUACCUCACAGCGGGACUGCUCGGCGAAGCAUAUUGAGUCCGGAAGCGCGACCAGCCCUGUCCCGCAGCCGAACCAGUGAUCUCUCGCGGUCACCCUCUCUUGCAGAGUCGAGCCCAUCGUCCAGCCUGCUCGCUCCGCCCAUGCCCGCUCGCACCGGCGGUGAGGGUAAGCCCAGACCGCUGGGCAAGGGCAAAUUGCCCCGCGCCGAAAGUGCACCUCGCAUCACCACCUCGGCAUCCCGCCCGUCAAACAAGCGGAAUCUUACGGUCACUCCUGGUAAUCGCGUCACAUCCAUCGCACGCCACUUUGACCGUCUCUCGCGCGAGGCGGAGCGGGAACGGCAGAAGCGUAUCUCGAUGGUGCGGAACAAGCGGGCUCGACCGGUCGCGGCGACCAAGGUGAAGGAGCAGGUGUUUGACAACGUCCGGGAUGCGUUCCGGGACGAGUUUGACACAGACUCGUCCGAGGCGGAUAAUGAGGAGGACGAGCAUGGGAGCGAAGACUCGGCAGACUCGGGCGGGAUGGCGCCGACCAACAAGAAGCGGCGGUCCAGGUCACCUUCCAAGUCCCCGAGGAAGUCGCCCAAGGUGGACCUGGCCCCAAUCGAUACCUCGGAGGGCACGUUGGCUCUGCCUGUCCCUGUCGCUGUGCCGGCGAGCGCGGACAAUGCGGUCGAGCCAUCAUCCGAAGCCAUGUCCAUCUCGGGGUCCGGUCAGUCUAUCGCUUCAACCUCGGCUACCAGUGACGCCAAAUCGGAAAUGUCCUUUACGGAUCGCUUGCAGAUCGACCUGCCUACCUUCGAGACGAGCGCGCCGCUACCCAGCGUACCAGUCACCCCUGUCCUCUCUGCCGAGACGGCCGACGAAGGCGGUAUGCCCUCCAUCAGCCACGUCUCGCAGCUCUCCGAAUCCGAGAUGAGCUCGGGAGGCGAACGGUCGUCCAUCCUCAAAACUCUCACAGGCCUCUGGGCAUUCCGUGCAGGUGACUAUACACCGCUCGAAUACCCCCUUUCGGCUGCAGAGCACAUCUUUGCGGAUUCGCGUGUCAUCAUCCGCGAGAAUGAGCCGACCAGCAUUAUCGCUUUCACCCUCACGUCCAAGACGUACCGCGAGAAGAUGCGUGACUUUUUGGCGGCAAAGCAGAAGGGCAAGAAGGAGGCAUUUAUGCCUGAAGAUGCGAGCGGUGGGACGGCGGAUCGGAGCUCGAUGUGGGAUAUUGUCUCGCUGGAUGAGGCAGUCGAGCCGGAUGACUCGUCCAGACGAGAAGGCGGGACGCAUUUGAAAUACGACUUUGACUCUGGCUCAUCUACCAUCUUCUGUCGGAUCUUCUUUGCUGAGCAAUUCGCCGCUCUUCGCUCGGCAUGCCAGUGCGAGGACAGCUUUGUCGAGUCUCUCGCCCGUUGCAUCCAAUUCGACCAGUCUGGCGGGAAGUCUGGCUCAGCCUUCCUCAAGACCCGUGAUGAUCGCUUCAUCUGCAAGGAGAUAUCGAGGCUGGAGAUGGACGCUCUGACCAAGUUUGCUCCUGCAUACUUCGAUUACACGAGAAAGGCAUUCCAGGGACAGCGUCCGACUGUGCUUGCCAAAGUCUACGGCUUCUUCAAGAUCGGGUAUCGGAACGCUGUGACUGGCCGGGCGAUGCGGAUGAACGUGCUGGUCAUGGAGAAUUUGUUCUACGAGCGACGUUUCUCCAAGAUUUACGAUCUCAAGGGGAGUACGAGGAAUCGAUUGAUCCAGGCGACGGGGAAGGUUAACGAGGUCUUGCUGGACGAGAAUCUGAUGGAAAUUGUAUACAAGCACCCCCUCUAUCUCCGCGAGCAUUCGAAGCGGAUCCUUCGCUCAGCGCUCUUCAAUGACACCCUAUUCCUCUCCAACCUCAACGUGAUGGACUACUCGCUCGUCGUAGGAGUGGAUCAAGACAGACAUGAGCUGGUCAUCGGAAUCGUCGACUACAUCCGUACCUUUACCUGGGACAAGAAGCUGGAAUCUUGGGUGAAGGACUCCGGAUUCUUGGGCGGUGCAGGCAAGGGCGAACCAACCAUCGUGACCCCCAAACAAUACAAAACCCGCUUUAGGACUGCGAUGGAUCGGAACUACUUCCUGGCUGUGCCAGACCGGUGGUCCAAGGUCGGAGCGGAGGAGGACAACGCGGAGACAGAAACGAUUGCGACGAGCAUAUGA
Molecule: messenger RNA, 7287 nt
Organism: Dioszegia hungarica
Lineage: Eukaryota; Fungi; Basidiomycota; Tremellomycetes; Tremellales; Bulleribasidiaceae
Exons: 12
Coding region: 1-7287 (2428 amino acids)
Biological process (GO): phosphatidylinositol phosphate biosynthetic process
Cellular component (GO): fungal-type vacuole membrane; endosome membrane
Molecular function (GO): metal ion binding; ATP binding; 1-phosphatidylinositol-3-phosphate 5-kinase activity
Source: RefSeq, a predicted model, not a curated record